Molecule: messenger RNA, 3867 nt
Organism: Rana temporaria (common frog)
Lineage: Eukaryota; Metazoa; Chordata; Amphibia; Anura; Ranidae
Product: kinesin-like protein KIF13A
Exons: 8
Coding region: 408-3503 (1031 amino acids)
Biological process (GO): intracellular protein transport; cytoskeleton-dependent intracellular transport; microtubule-based movement
Cellular component (GO): kinesin complex; microtubule
Molecular function (GO): microtubule binding; microtubule motor activity; ATP binding
Source: RefSeq, a predicted model, not a curated record
AGACGAGGAACACUCCUAGGACUAAUCUCUACUGAUAAUAAAAGUGAAAGCGCCUUCACCUCCUAAGCAACACGGAAAGCAAACAAUCCAGUCAGACCGGAAUCAGGCCACACCCUCCGGGAAUUCGAGACGAGCAAAGCCGUGAGUAACACAACAGGUGACAAAUACAAGAGGGAGAUCCUGCCUUCUGUAGGCAACACGGAAGAGGAAGAAGUGCGCAAUACAGACGUCCCGAUCUCUUUUGUUGGAUCUAGAUCUCCUCAAUGUAUAUGGAAUGCAUGAUGAGACAACCAAAACUUCACCGGUGAGAAGAGAUCAAGAUCUGGGAACACGGCAAGAGCAAGAUAACACCGACAUCAAGGGAACAUACCACGAACCUACCUUCAUGGUUGCCUAAAACUGGGAAAAUGAAUAACAGCAAAGUGAAAGUGGCUGUGAGGGUCCGUCCUCUGAAUCAGAGGGAGGAAGGACUGAACUCAGAGUGUGUUGUUCGGGUCAGUGAGAACCAGAUUACCCUUCUGCCACCCAUUUCCUGCAAGGAAAAAGACAGAAAAGAACCUCAUAUCUUCAUAUAUGACAACUGUUUCUGGACAGAGGAUAAAUAUGAUACUGGGCAGGAAGACAUUUUUGAACAUCUCGGAGAUGGAGCUCUUGAGAACAUAUGGCUUGGUUACAAUGUGUGUAUCUUUGCUUAUGGCCAAACCGGAUCAGGAAAAACAUUUUCAAUGAUGGGGACAGAUGACCAACCUGGUAUUGUGCCAAGAAUCUGCUCUGCUUUAUUUAAUAAAGAGUCCAAUGACUUGGAAACCAUCAGGAUUGAGGCCUCUUAUUUUGAGAUCUAUAAUGAGGAGGUGAGAGAUCUUUUAAGAUCAGCAAAAGACCAAAAGAAACUAAGAGUUCGAGAAGACAGGCUAAUUGGUCCAUAUGUAGAGGAGUUAUCUUGUCAUGCUGUUCAAAGCUAUGGAGAAAUUAAAUUACUGCUGGACCAAGGUAACAAACAGAGGGCCAUUGCAGAAACCAAGAUGAAUGAGCAGAGCAGUCGUUCACAUUCUAUACUAUCACUGACCGUUACACAAACAUGUAAUGAUCACAAGUCUGGAGCCUCCAGAGAGUUGGUGAGUAAGGCCAGCUUGGUAGAUCUGGCGGGAAGUGAGAGGUCCUACAAAUCUGGAGCCCAAGGCAGUCAGCUUAAGGAGAGUUGUAAUAUCAACAAAUCCCUUUUAACUCUCGGCCUAGUCAUAAAUUCAUUGGCUGAAAUCUCGGAAAAUAAAAGGAAAAGUCAAUACGUGAAUUAUAGAGACUCUGUACUCACCUGGCUGCUAAAGAACAAUCUUGGAGGAAACAGCAAGACGAUUAUGUUGGCCACAGUCAGUCCUGCAGCAGAUAAUUAUCAGGAAACGCUCUCCACCCUAAGAUACGCAGACAGCGCCAAACGAAUAGUCAACCAAGCUGUGGUCAAUGAGGAUGUGAAAUCUAAAGUCAUAGAGGAGCUACAAGAGGAAAUAAAAAGGCUCAGAGAGCAGCUGACAACAACAGAACAAGUGAAGGCAGAAGUACAGGAACUGAAGUUGCAUUUGGAAGAAAAAGAAAAUCUUCUCAGAGAUCUGAAAACCUCGUGGGAAGAAAAGCUGAAAAGGACCGAAAUCGCCACUCAGGAAUGGCAGAAGAAUAUAGAAAACAUGGGCGUCAUUCUUAAUAAACAGGAUGUCACAUUUAGUAAUCAAUGUUAUCUCAUCCAACAAAGUACAGCAUUAAUUAUCCAUAAUAUAAAUGAUAUCACCGAGAUUGGCUCUGGACCUUCUCAAGACAUCCAGAUCUCUGGUCCUGAGGCUGAGUGUGAACAUUGUGUGAUCCGGAAGACAGAAGAAGGAGAGGUUUUUCUAACUCCAGUUGACAAUUCAAAAACCCACGUCAAUGGCUUCUUGUCCAAAACAUUGACCCAACUGUGGCAUGAAGAUAAAAUACAGAUAGGAAACAAUGUAUUUAUUUUACACCUUCCCAACAGACCAAAACCAGAAUAUAUGAAGACAAACGUUUCUAUUGAGGCUGAGGCUCAAACAUAUGAUGAACUGAACACAGAAAAAUACAUCCCACCCAUAUUAUCUAAAAGAGACAGCUGGAAUGGUAGCAUGACUGAGGGUGAGAAAUCCAAGACUGACUCAACAAUGUCCGAAAUACACAAGACAACUGAAGGCUUCACACAAACCAUUCCAGUCUCUGAUGAUGACUGUAACUCUUCUAAAAACAAACAAAUAUCUGAUAUCUUCACCGAAAUCUCUAAUAAGACCAACAGCCCCCAUAAUAAUGUUAAUACCACUGGAAAUACCCAAUCGGAAUACCAGGAGAUAGGUGUGGGCACACAAGUACAACACUCCAUGGUUCAAUGUUCACUGCAGUAUGGGGAGGCCAGUUCUCAAACUUCUAAAACUUUACAGAGCAGCAAUUACUUUCAGAACACUCCACAUCAGGAAUAUAAAUGUACUUUACCAAGUGGUGGUGGAAGAAGGAACACACAUGGGAUCUUCUGUUGGGACAAGGAUACUGAUCUACAAUGGCUGACAGAUCUCCUUCCAAGGACCUCCAUCUCAGACGCCUCUAUCUGCUGUAUUUCACAUCCUCCUGGAGAUUACUGGAAAAUUGAGGUUCAUAAAUUCUCUCCAAUCAUUUUCUGUCACUCAUUCACUACACGGGCUAAGUGGACUCAGCUGGAGGAAUUUCUUAGACAUUGUACAGACGUAUGUGGUAAACGUGUAAUCAUUAUCAUGGCGGAUGUAAUGGAUGGAGACGCUGAGCAGACAGUGAGGAAAGAUUGGGGAAAAUGGAAAUUCUUCGACUGUGACCUCGUGACCCUGACACGCCAAGAAAUAGACUCGGUCAGUACAAACAGGUCAGCCCUACAGAGAGCAUUGACUGAGAAGAUUGAAAAUCUGAAAAGAAUUCUACAAACAUCUACAGACAAAAUUACUGUGCCAUGGAUGUGGAAAAUGUCAAGAAAGGAGCUUCACGUGAAGAAAGUUGAGGUUGGGAUCUUCUCCAGAUCGAGUGAGAGUGAUUACUCCUGGUUGGUGAACCUGCUGAGAUCGGCAGAUUUCUGCGGUUGGGUUCAGAGCGUCACCCCGUGUUAUAUAUCCAAUAAUGGAUUCCAGAGGUUCAGACAUGACGUGUCUCAGUGCACAUUUGGUAUUUUGUAUCACACAAAGAAUUGGGGAAGAGUCAAUGUGACCGAUGUGAAUGAUUCGGUGUAUGACGAGGAGCUGCAAUAUCUUCAUGACAGACUUGGGAAGGACAAUGUGAUUGUGGUGAUUGAUGAUAUGAAUGAAGUCCGUGAUCUGGAGAAGAACAGGAUCCUGGAGAACCAGCCCAGUAUCCGGGGGCUCGCCCGGGAUCUCUUCCUGUUUAGUCUUAAUGAAAAAAUGGCAAAGUCUGAUCCCCGACACAAGUCAAAUCUCAAGAGAAAAAUGGCACACCUGGAAUCCAUAAUAAAAGGUAAUCUUUAUUAUUGAAGAACAGAGUCCUUCUGACGUUUUAAUUUUCAUACAACAGGAAGCGAACAUGUAUAGUGGGAGAAACAGAAAUGGUCUUCUUCAAUCCAUCUGCUUCGAAAGGAGUCCAUGGCCACUUCCAACAUGAUCUUCAAAUACAGCCACAUAUUAUACAGUGUUAUGACAUGGAGAAGAUGACCCAAUCAGAUGAGUUGUAUGUGAGACAUGCAUAGAAUGUUAUUUCUGUACAAAUCAUUAGGAAGACCUCAUCUGGAACAUCCAGUUCAGCUUUGGGCACAAAAUCACAAAGAAAGGAUAUCGGGGAACUGGAGAAAGUACAGAGAAGGGCAACCAAACUGAUAAGAGGCAUGGAGGAGCUCAGCUA